Pieris macdunnoughi is the source of this 648-nucleotide messenger RNA. NCBI's taxonomy places the organism in Eukaryota, Metazoa, Arthropoda, Insecta, Lepidoptera, Pieridae. The record is from the annotation of a GenBank genome assembly.
AUGUUUUCAGCAAACGCGGGAAUACUGUUGCAAAAUGCACCAGCUUGCCCAGAACAAUAUGGAGUCCAGGCGUACGCACAUCCCGAGCUAUGCGAUCAGUUUUUCCUCUGUAUCAACGGUACACUAACAGUGGAAACCUGCGAGAAUGGUUUAUUAUUCGAUGGUAAAGGAGCUGUACACAACCACUGCAACUAUAACUGGGCUGUCGACUGUGGUGAGAGGAAAGCCGAUUUGACACCCUACUCAACUCCCGGAUGCGAGUACCAGUUCGGAAUUUACCCAGACAGCGCGGAAUGUUCCACCAGCUACGUCAAAUGUGCCUUUGGAAUCCCUCAGCAAGAGCCCUGCACGCCCGGUCUCGUUUAUGAUGAGAGGAUCCAUGGCUGUAACUGGCCAGAUCUCCUACAGCCUUUCUGUAACCCUGAAGCCGUCGUAGGUUUCAAGUGCCCAACGAAAGUACCAGCGAACACGCAGUCAGCAAAAUUCUGGCCAUUCCCUCGGUUCCCCGUACCUGGUGACUGCCACAGACUUAUCACUUGUGUUGAAGGAAAUCCACGUCUGAUCACCUGUGGGGAAGGCAAGGUCUUUGACGAUCAGAACCUGACAUGCGAAGACCCUGAAUUGGUACCUCAUUGUGGUCACGCGUAA